UGCGUUUUUACUCUCCGCCUGUCAUUGUUUAGGCUCGGUCGCGUCGCUGCCGAAUAGGCAGCCCGCUACCCGAGGCUACCCACUGUUUCGCUCGCGUUUCGUUCCACUGUCGAAAAAAUCUCCGGACGGAAAGGCUCGCCGUCGCAAAACAUAGAAACUACGGUCUAUUCGGUCCUAGGUUUCGGUGGUGCUCGCAGCUCGAGCGCGUGUGUGCAUUUUGUCGUCUCUCGUAGCAGCAGCGCAGCACAAGUACUGCCCAGAAACUCAAAUUGCAACAUACAAAAUAUAUAUUAUUUUUUUCGAAAACAAUACAAAAUCUACUGUUUUCGAAAUAAAAAACAAACAAAAAAAUAUAGAAGCAGCAGCACUUUUUAUAAACCACCCACCACCACUCGUCGUAUUUUUCGUCUAUAUAUUAAAUAUAUAUUGUCGUGUGGAAGGCUGCAAGUUGAUGCAACAAAAGCGAAAAAGGUUUUGCGGCAUUUAGCGAACACCUUUAAUUUAUUAUUUCACUUUUGUUUGUGUUCGGGAAGGAAAUGCGAAAACUGUGUCUCAAAAAAAGAGUGAUUUUUCCAAAAAAUAAGAAGGUUUUCUCGACAAGUGAUUGAAAGCCAAAUGUCACUGUGAAAAUGCAUCCACAAACUAAUCACAAUUCAAAUUGCAACAAAAAUAUAAACAUUCAGCGACAGAUAGUCUCACGAAUGCAACAAAAUGCGAAUCAAGCAACUAAUUUUGAACAUUAAAACAUAAUUUUUUCAAAUUAUCAAAUAUUUCAAGAUUAAAAUGAACUGAAUCAACGCAAAAUUUUUAAAUUGGCAACAUCAUUUUUGGUCUAAAAAAUAAUUCUAAAACAAAACAAAAAAAAAAAAAAACGAUUUUUGGCAAGCUGCGUGGUGAAAAAAUAAAUAUUUAAAAAUAAAAUAUAAAAAAUAACUCAAACGUCCACACGUGAAAAUGUUUUGCAACUAAAAAUAUCAAUGUAACUUUUUUGUAAAUCUAACAACUAAAAAACAAAAGGAUUAAAAGGCAAAGGAGUUAAAGAAGGAAAACCGUCAGAUAUCAGAUAGAAAGAAGCCCAAAGGAAGUAUCUUUUAGAACAAAACGCAAAAAGCCGCUAAAAUUUAAGCCAACAACUAAAUUGGUCAAAUAUUCAAAAUUAUUGGUUCGGACAAUACGCAAUACUAUACAACACAGUAACACAGCAGCAACAACAACAACAACAGCCAUAGCAACUGAGCAACAAACAACAACAACAACAACAACAACAAGGGAAACUACUACUACAGUAAUCACUACAGUAAGAGCAACCGCAACAGAAGCAGCAGCAGAAAACGUGUGUGUUAGUUUGCAAUAAAAAUUUCGUUUCGAAAAAAAAAAAUCAAAUUUAAAAAUAAAAUAUUUAACAGACAUAAUUAAAAAAUAAAUAACUAAAAAUUACAAAUAAAAUAUAAAAAAUAAAUAUAUCCAAUACAAAAUAUCUAUGCUUACAAAUUAUAUCGGAAAAUAUUUGGUAAACAAUUUUUGAGUCUAUACUUAAAUAAUUAGUAACUAAAACUAAUUAGUAAAAAAAAAAAAAUAAAAUUAAAAACCUUUGGCCCAAAGUGCAGUGUAAAAUAUUAAAAAAAAAAAAACUUACAAAUUCAAAAUUAACAUUUGUGAAAGUGUUUUGAAACUGUAUGAUUCUGGACUUGGAUUAAAAACGAAAAUUUGCAAUUGGAUAUUAAGGUAACUAUGCUUGUUCUGAUUUUUUGAGAAGCCACCAUCUGGGUUCUGUUUAAUAAUGACGUUCAUUUGUCGUGUUCGGAUUCGGAUUCGUCGACGUUGUUCGUAAUUUAUAAACCAUAAAUCGGUGUAUUUCUUAUGCCAACGCCGUCAUCACAAACAAUACAAUUAUCAGUAACGAUAGCGGCGAAAGUUAAAGCAUCGGAAGUACAUCGAGAACCGGAAUUAAACGCCAAAACGCCGAGAACGACAAACAAGAAAUUAUAUAAUCAAUUGCAAAAUUCCCUUUGGCUAAGGAAUUGCAGCGGCCGAAUUGCUUUUAUGCUCUACAGCCAGCUACAAAAUUCCACGAAAUUCCAUUUUGGCAAAACGAUAACAAACAAAUCAAUUCGUAUCACUCGACAACAAGACCAACAAGAACAGAAAUUCAAAUCGAAAAAUCAACAAAAACAUCAAAAUAUUUGCAAGAAACAACAUCAUCGCUUUGGCAUCCUGAAAGGCAAUAAUAUCAGCAAGGAUACUGAUCAGAUUCAGGCUAAAGAUAAUAACGGUAUAGAUAUAGGCGGUGCAACGGAGAAGGAAGCACAACUGCUGUCAAAAUGGAUCCACAGCAGCAGUUCUGCCUCAAGUGGAACAGUUAUUCCUCGAACUUGGCAAUAACAUUCUCCAAUCUGUUCAAAUCGGAUCUACUGGCCGAUGUUAUAUUAUCCUGCGAUGGCGCGGUAUUCAAAGCACACAAACUUAUUUUGGCGGCCUGCUCGAAAAAGUUCGCCGAUCUGUUCGAGAACACGCCCACAAAUGGCCAGUGCGUCAUUAUCCUGGAGGCGACUACGCCGGACAACAUGGCCGCCCUGCUCGAGUUCAUGUACAAGGGCGAGGUCCAUGUCUCCCAGGAGGCACUCAACAGUUUCCUCAAAUCCGCUGAAAGUUUGCAGGUGAAAGGCCUCUCCACUGAGACGGGACGCCUGGCGGCCCAGCAGGCCCAGCAACAACACAUGGGUGACUCCUCGCCCCUGGACUCGCCGACGGGCAGACGCAGCAUGCGGAACAGCCUGAGCGGCGGCGGCGGCGGCAACAUCGUCCACGGCGGUGUGGGAGCCGGUGGCGUGGGAAUGGGCGGCGGCGGAGCUGGAGCCAACUCGAUACCCGGCGGUCUGGGCAACGGCAACGGACUGAGCCUGGCCGGAGCCCUGAGCGCUGCUGGGGGAAUGGCAGCGGCUGCCAGUGUGGCUGCCAGCGGACUGAGCGCCUUGGCGGCCAGUGCCAAUGCCCUGGACAGAUGCACCAGUGCCGGUGGCAACAUCAUCGGCGGCACAGCGGCUGGAAUCGGACCGCUGAGCGGAGGAUCGGGAACCGGAGCCGGUGUGGGCAUCGGCGGUGUGGGAGGUAAUGGCGUGGGAGGAGGAAACAACGGACCGAUUAGCCUGGGCAGCGGUGCUGGCGCCGCUCUUCACCUGGGCGGAUCCACCGGCAGCCUCAAGCAGGAGUGCGACUCCCUCAUGCAUCCCAGCAGCAGCAGCAGCUCCUCCGGAAUGGGCUACACCCAUGUUCCCCCGAUCUACCGACCCAUCUCGUACGAACCUCUGCGGAAGCGCGCCCUGCGCAGUCCCUAUGCCGAGCAGGAGCAGCGUGGCUCUGUCCUUCGUGACGGCUCCAAGAACUCCCUGUCCGACUGCCCGAGUCCCAUCAACAAGCCACCGUACCACCGUCCCUCGUCCAGCGCCUCCUCGACCGCACCCACCGAGGCAGAUACCAUGCACUCGGAACGAGCAUCUCCGCAGUCCAGUCGAUAUGAAAACCACAGUCCCAGCACCACAGCCGGCAAUGGAAACGCCACCAGCGGUCUGGAUCGCAUUGUGAAGUCGGAGCGUAACAAUGGCAGUGCCAACGAGGCCAACGAUGACGAUCGCGAACUGAUGGAUGAAUCAACUGAUAACGGAGCCGAGGACCUGCGCGUUAAGCUAGAGAACUCGAACUACUCACCGCCACCGCCGCCAAACUCGAACACCUCGUCGACCACACCGAACGCCCUGCUGGAGAACCUGAAGAACGCCGACGGAUCGCUGUCCGGCAAUCUGGCUGCCUCGAUAGCUCCGGCGGAUAUGCUGAACGUGUGGAAUGCGACCAAGAUGAACAACAAGAACAGUGUGAACACGGCCGAUGGUAAGAAGCUGAAGUGUCUGUACUGCGAUCGCUUGUACGGCUAUGAGACGAACCUGAGGGCGCACAUCCGGCAGCGCCAUCAAGGCAUCCGGGUGCCAUGCCCCUUCUGCGAGCGCACCUUUACCAGGAACAACACGGUGCGGCGGCACAUUGCGCGAGAGCACAAGCAGGAGAUUGGACUGGCGGCGGGGGCCACUAUUGCGCCCGCCCAUGUGGCCGCAGCUGCGGCGGCGGCGGCGGCCGCCAAUCACUCGCCAUAGGAAGCAGCCGCAACAGCAGCGGCAGCAGUAGUCAUGACCGCCCACAAGGAGGCGGCGAAGCAGCGCAAACGUAAAUCACUCAAGAUGGCAUUGGAGAAGUGCAUGCAGCGACGGGAUGCACUGGUGGCGGAGGCCACGAUCACCACACCAAGCAGCACAACGGGGGCAGGAGAUGAGGAGGGGGCGACCGGAUCCGAUGAGGGCAAAGAAGGAACGGUAGCAGGGGCAGGAGUAGCUGGCUCAGCGGGCACUGAGCCACCACUCACCUACGAACAACAACAGCAGCGGAUGCACCAGGAGCUGGCGCACCAAAUCAAGGCAGCGAUGGCCGCUGAACGGGCUCAGGAGGCGAUGGAUGCUACAGUGAACACCACUGCUAAUACCACCACCACCACCACAACCACCAACACCACGGGCACCACCAGCGACGGCAGCAGCGAUGCCGAGGCCAGCGAUGGCAGCGAACGACCCAUGGAGGUGGACGAGCAGCCGCCAGAGCCACAGCCAGGAUCUGAGCUCCUUGUUGUGGAGCCGAAGAUCGAGGUCCUGUCCGAGUCGGAGGAGGCAGAGGAGGAGGAGGAGGAGGAUGACCACCACCAUCGCCUUCAUCUGCACAUGUCCGAGGAGCCGGAGAUCCAGGCCGAAGCUGUCUAUGAACGUAUGCCCACCACGCCCACCAGCCCACAACAACACAUAAUACCGCCCAACGAGACGCCCGCUUUGACCUCCACGCCCAAGGUCAAUGUGGAGCAGUAGGAGGAGCCACGGAAGAGUGGUGCCCCCCUGAACAUGCCCCCAAAGAAGCUGCUAAAAUUUAGGAUAAGUAUACACGACGACGAUGAAGAAAGAUGAUGAGUGAUUUACAAAAGAAGAACAUGAGAGAAGAUUUGCGCGCGAAGAAAGAUGACUACUGUUGCAACUGCUGUUGCCCUCGGAGACCAACACCACUACCACCACCACCAUUACUAGCACCACCAAGCUAAAGACCCAGAAUCUGGGCAGAUAAUUAAACUAAACAAAACAAAGAAUUACUAAUAAUGAUAAGAUAUACGAUACAAGAAACAAAUACGUACACAUGCAGGCAGAAGGCAGACAGACGCACACACGAACACGAACAGAAGGCAGUAUUUGAUGUCCAACUUUUUGCAGAACAUUUUUAUUACAAAUUUGUGUUGAAGCCACCAUCCAUUUUCGCAAAAAAAAAAAAAACAAAACAUAAAUUCAACAAAAAUUUGUAACAAUUUUCCCCCAAAAGAAAAAAGCCAGUAAAAAGAAGGAAACCACCAGAACAGUAAAUACAGUAAAGCAUCGCAAAAGAAAUACACACAGAAACAGUAACAAAAAAAAAAAAAUAGUACAAUUGCAAUCCGGCUGAAAAAUUGUUUUCAGGGUGCUAAUCAAUGCAACAAACCAGAGUUUAGUGCACUUGCAACACCAUCCAGUGCCACGCAGAACGAGUAACAAAUUAAAACUAUAACUAUGAAAUAGUAAAAUGCAAAAAGUUUGAACGUUUUUGAUUGGUACAGCCUAAGAAUGAGAUGAAGGACUUAGUUCGUCCUUGUAACAAGUAUAACGAAUUUGUUUAGUCGUGUGUGUUAAUGAGAGAAGGAUGAUUAAUUAUUGUCGCAUAUAUAUUUUUUGAUUUCCUAUAGUAACAAGACAUUACAAACUGCAAGUUGCCUCAAAUCAAACGAAACGAUAAUGCUAAAAAAAAAAAGAGAAAAACAAAACACAGAAUUUAAGUAAAUUGAAUUAAACUAAAGUGUAAACAAAUAGCUGCAACAGACAAACUACAAAGCAACAAUAGCAACAACAAAACCGCAACCACAAGUACCUGCAAUAAUUAAAUAGUAUAAAAAGAAACAAAAGAAACAAAAUACAAAAUAGCAAUUGAGAAACGCUAGGAGGAUGGAGCCAGCCAGACAGGACUCACUCCUUGGGGGCUAAGGCGAUCGUCCGCACUUCCAAGUCCCCGCCACCCGACUGCCCUUUUGUCCGGUUUUUUUGUAAAUAAUUUUAUUAAAUUUAUCAUACGAAAAGGCAAAUCAGGGAUAUCAGUAGUGUGUAGGGUCAAGUGAUAGGGUCGCCCUCCAAGGAGCACACCUCCGCGGGCCAGUGCUCUACAUCAGAAUAAUAAUUUUUGCUUUAACGAAACAUACAACUUUUGUUUUGUCAUUUUCUAUAUGAUUUUAUGAUUAUUUUAUUUAAUCGUGUUUAGGCCUCAAAAUUUCAAAACAAACUGCUUUUCGGCUACCAAAAAAAACUAAAAUUCAAAUUCAAUUCCGAAUUCAGAAGUUUCUAAUGAAGUAACAUAAAAAACAAUUGGUAAAUUGGGUGCCUAUAAGAAAUAUAUAAUUAAAUGACUACUAGUGAAAUUUUAUAAACAAAGGAAGAAUAUAUUUAAAGAUUUAACAAUGGGAGAGAAAUAGUAAGGAAAGCGUAAAGUAAAUGUAAUUAUUUUUUAAUUGAAUAAUUCUAGCAAACAUUAAUAAUUCAAUGUUGAUUGAAAAGCGAGCAAAGCAAACAAAUGAUUAAAAAAAAAAAACAAAAAAUAAUUAUAUAAUAGCAGAAACCACUCAAAAACGUUCUCAAAAACUUGACGGCAACAACAACAACAAGCAAAACAGCAAUAAUUACAGCAAACAAAAUUCGAAAUCAAAACAACUUUUGGCACACCUUUGGAAAACAUUUUUCGUACAAAAGAAAAUUCACCAAAAAAGAAAAAAAUCCAACCAACAAAAAUUCAAAAUUCAUUUUUUCGGCUCUUAUAAUUUCGAAGGCUACAUCAAAGGAAGAAAUUCCUAAAAUAAAAACUAUGGAAAAAACAAAUCCACAAAUAAGCUGUAAAAUAUUAAAGAAAAAAAAAUUAAGAAAUUGUUGUAAGCGAUCGAGAAAAGAAAAAUUUAAUGAAACUGCAAUUGAAAAUAUUGAGAAAGAAAAAGAAAAUAAUAUUCUGCCAGCAUGAAAAUGGGCGGAACUUGUAAAUACAUUUAUUAAAAAUGCAUAUAUAUAUCAUUAGAAGAAAAUAUAUAUGCAUGACCUCAGUUGUAUAAUGAUAAAGCCUAGAUCUAAAUAUUAAUAUAUGUACGUGUAUGUAUACAUAAUGUACUAAGCGCAUAUGUAGGAACACUUUAGGCUCGCCAACACUGAGAAAAGGAAGGAAGUAAGGGUUUUAUUUUAGAUAUUAGAUGCUAAACUAAACUGAAUUUCAAUUGUGAAACUGUUUUAAUUUGUACGUUUUCCGUUAGCAGGUUAUCCAGCAGAUAGAGGUUAUCCAAUGAUAGCAGCAGGGUGAUAAAUAGCACACACACUCCGAGCAGAAUCCAUAGCCAAAAUGUUAAAUAUUUAAACUACUUUUAAUAACUGUUGAUCACAAAAAACAAAAACCAUUUAAACACAUCACUACACACCACCACACACACACACACAAAACAAUUUCAAACUAUUUUUUAAACCCAGUUUGUUCUGUGAUAUUCGUUUUGAAGUUGCAAGAAAGUUUAGUUCUUUUCGUUUUCAAAAAAUCAUUCAAAUCCCAAUCAAGAAACGAAAACUCGAAUUUUAUUUUGGCAUUCGUGUUGGGCAGGAAAGAAAAGUGCAACAGAGCAAUAGCAAUAUUUUAAAAUUACAAUUAAAGUCUGGCAAUAUUUAAAGAAAAAAACAAAAACUACCUCUUCACCACACCCCUCCUCAUGCCCAUGAGCAGAUUUCUUUCAAGUCCUGUCGCCAGUUUGCAGUCCUUGUAUCCUCGCCCGCGUUCUCUGGAGUCUGAAUUACAUUUUAUUUUUAAGUACGUUGGCGAGGUACAAUCGCUCCAACUGGCCGACAGGGCCAAGCCAUCAAUCAGUCAAGCAAUCCGUCAUUCAGUGAAUCAAUCAAACAAUAUAUAUAUCUGCUAAUCAGGGGUUAGAAAGAUUAAACGUAAUAUUAAUAUUAAUUUUACGUACUUUUAGGUUUAUGUUAAUUUAGUUUUUAAGUUCAGUCUUCGUUUUUCGUUUUACGCUUUACGUUUUACGUUUAGAGUCUAAUCAAACUCAGGAACUCAUAUACCUCAGGAAAGAACCUACCUCUUUGUGUUUAGUCUUGUUUUAAAUAUUUUUAUUUUUUACUAUCCUUAUAACGAGUAUGAUUUCCGUUUGCAUGGGACAAACAAAUAAAACAAGGAAGAUGAGGAGAAACACAAGAAUACGUUGUUGUAAUCGAAGAUGCUAUCAAGGAAAGCUUUAGAUUUAGUUCGAUUAUUGGUUAGUUUUAGUGAGGAUUAAUUUUAAAACUUAAAUGCAAAAGACACAAUCACAUAAACAACAUGCAACACACAACCAAUCACACAAUAGCAAUAAUGGAAUGGGAAACCAAAAGACCAGAUCGAACUGCAAUAGUAAACUGAACUACCUCAAUUAGCCAUAGACUGCGCAGUAACGAAAUUAGCAUGAUAUAAUGUAACUUUAUACACUUCCCGAUCUUUAUUUCCCAACUAAUUUUAUUCUUUUUGUAAAAUGGUGACACACGAACCUACAGACACAACCCAAAACCGUUGGCAUUUGACAAGGAACUGUUUUAGUUGAAAAUUCUUUUGGUUUUCAUGUAAAUAUGCGCUAAAAAGGAAGGUCACAUAAACGUAAACCUACAAAAAUAUAUGCUUUUGGCUAAAUUCUAAUUAUAAAAUAAACAAAUAUCCUCAAGUUUUACUAUCUAUGUGUAGAGAGCAGACGUAGGCGAUAUAUGACCAGGAUUAAGAUCAUUUGUAUACAUCAAUUUCGGCAAAGCAACUAAAUGAGGCAAACCAAACGAAGCACGUGUCCGAGCAGCGUGACUCAUUAUAAUCUAUAACUAUAAAACAAAAAUACAAAGAAAUUAUUUAAGGCUACAAAAUUUAAUCCAAAAAGGAAGAGAAAAUCCACAGAAACACUAACGAGACGAUGCAUCCCAGUGAAUGGUAUGGUAUACUUUUGCUUGAGCCAAGUCCAAAUGGCCAAAUACGACAAAAUUUUGAGCAAAGAAAAAAUCUACAUUUAACUAAAUUCAAAGCAAACCCCACAUGGUUAUAAAAAAAAUAUAUAAAAUUUAAAAGUAAACAUUUUGCUAAACAUAAAAUAAAAUUUUCUAAAAGAAACUUGCGUAAUACACACAAACAAAAAAAAAAAACAUUUUAGGCUUAAACUUUUGGCUAAAGAAAACAAAAUUUAAAUAUUAAAAUUAUUAGGCACACGCAAAAAGAAUAUGUAUAUGCAUUAAAUAUUAUACAUUAAUAUUUAUUUAAAAAAAAAGCUAAAAAAAAAGCGGAAAAGAAAAAGCAAAAAUACUUUAUCUGUAAUCAGAUUUUAGGCCCAACUUUUCGACAAGCGGCGUAAAAUAAUUUCUUUGUAAAAUAUGUUUGCAAACAAAAAAAAAUCGAAAGAAAAAACCCAGAAAGCGUAAUUAACUUAAUCUAAAAAUUAAAAUUAAAAAACACAAAUGUCGCCAUUUUGCAUUUAGAGCGUACAGUAAAGCACACAAACGUCGACGUUGAAAAAAAUACCGUCACGAAAACCAACAAUUAUUGUACAUAAAACAUAUAAAACAAAAACGAUAAAAAAUGUGUAUUGUAUAUUCGUAAUUUUUGAAACAUUUUUAGUUACCAGUUACCUUUACCCUUGCGUUGUAUAAAUUAACUUUUAAGCAAACCCCAUAAAAUAAAAACAAAACGAAACUGUAACAAGAACGCAAAUAUAAUAAUGGGAAUAAUAAUAAUAUAUAGUGUGUGCACAGGUACAAACAAAAUUGAAGUUCAAUUUAAAGUGAAAAUUAGUGCACCGAACACAUUUGAUAAGAACUCGAUGUAAUUUUUGUUAUAUAUUUUUGUUAGUAAUUGUUUUUCUAUUAAUAUUUAGUGCGAAAUGUCAAAACAAAACAAGAAAAAUAACACGAAAUCCCCCUUUCAACAAGCCAAUUGUACUUACGAUUUGUUUACGUUCUUAUAUAUAUAUUAUUUUUGUGACACUUUCCGUUGACAGUAGAGUGAAGCCUCCGGCUGGAGCUUCUUAGUCACAAAUUGCAAUAGAACCGCGCUAUCCCCUCUCCUGGAAUUACCAUUAUGUUUAAUUUACCUAAGUUAUUCCAAAUAACUAUAAAAUAAUAAAAGGAGAAAAGCGAAAAACUGCUUGCACUAAAAACACACACAAUUUAAGUUUAAGAAGCAACAAGAAUGUAAUAUAUAUUUUGUAUAUUUUGUAACAAUUUUCGUCUGGUUCUGUUCGAUCGCAACAAAUUGGCUUGUUUACACAUCUUUUCUAAUUUGUAACAAUUAUACGAUUAAAUCUAAAUUUAUAAUAUACACACGUAAAUGCUAAAAACAAAAUGCAACUAAAUAAAUGUUAAACCCCAGAAAAAAAAACAAAAACCUCUAAUUGGCAAUUUUCAUUGGUUCUAAAUCUAAAUUGACAAAAAAAAACACUACAUUUUCCUCCCCCUACAGUACUGACACCCUAUGGACUCCAAACCGCACUUCCCCCAUCCCAAACCUCUCCGAAAUUAAAUGUAAAAAAUAAUGUAUACUAAAGUUUACGAUAAUCGAAAGUAAAAGGAAACAAAAUUUAUGUGUUUAGGCCUAAGUAACUUUACAGUUCAGUUCAUUGCAAAAUUUUGAAGAGGAUAACGCUUCUCGAAAUCGACUGUACGAUAUCCGACUAUAUAUAUGGUAAUAUAUAUGGUAAAUAGUGUGCCCUCCCCUCUCUCAAUGUGUAAAUCAAGUUGUUGUAAAUUUGUCUAAAACGAUAAAUCGAAGCAAGUACAAAUUAUAUUUAAUGUAUGUGUGCAUUUUAAUUAUUUAAAUAUUCCAAUUUUUUCGUAUUAUGUUUUGUUUUUACUCUGAUUUUUUAUCGUAUAUAAGGUCACACUUAAAAGAAAAGUAAAAAAAUGAAAAGAAAAGCUACAAAAACUUUUGGAACAAUGAUGAGUACAAAAUUUCAGGUAAACCAAACAAAAUUUAGCAGAUAAAUUAAAAUUAAUUAAAUAUAUAUAGAGGUAUCGAUGAAGGCAAAAUCGUACAAAUUUUUCGGCAUAAAGUAUAAAGUUAAAAUUUUAAGGAAAACUGUCAAGAACAGGCAGUUGGUGUGACUUUAAGGAUUGAGUGAUGAUUGAAGUUCAGUUUCAUCCGAUCAAUGUAUUUAAUCACCUCUGAAUUAGUGCAUUUUAAGUUUCCUAAUUUCCAAUCAAAGGCAACAAAACUUGAGUUACACAUGACAACCUACGUUAAAUCAUAAACAUUUGAUUCAACUUUGUUCUGAACUGAAAAGUUUUCAAAAUACUACCAUUUUCUCCAUUUAAAUUCGACAAAAUAACGAAAGGUUCGAAUAGAGUCCACUCAGAAAAAAAAGAAGUAUAUUUAAAUAUACUUUAAAGACAUAAUUAUGUAUAUGUAACAUAAAUGUAAAAGGAUAAACCGAGACGAAAAAAUAGUUUUAAAAAAACGAAAAUCCGUUUGGAGCAAACUCAGGGCAUUAUCAAGACUCACGACGAUGUAUACAUGCAUUUAAUAUAACAACCUUUUUCGAUAUGUAUUACGAUUAAAAUAAUAAUACAAAAAUUAACAAAAAAAAAAAAAAAACAAACGAGUAAAUGAAAAGACAGAUGUAAUAAUCUUGCGAAUCGAUUAUGAACAACUCAGGUAUUAAAUAUUAAAUGAAAUAUUUUUAAAAACUUAUAACGAAAUGAGAACGGCAGUCAAGUCAACAUUUUCACAAGUUGUGCAAUAUUCUUAAAGUUUUCUAAAUACGUAAUAGUAUUAAUAAUCUAAAAACAAAACUAAAACGAAAAUGAAAAGUGAAAGUCAGAGAAAGUAAAAAAGCAAAACCAAUCGGCGAGUUGAGAUGUUCAUAAGGCAUGGAUUUGAGGAUAAGGCGCGGGUUAUGUGAGUUUUUGGAAGCACAUGACGACCAAACAUGUACUUACUACUCCUUUAGCAUUUUAUUUUUUAACUACCAACCACACAAAAAACCAACAAAACUUACAAAUACAAACCACAACAAAGGACACACUCAAACACACAAGAAUACACAUUGAACAAAAAAAUAGUAAAAUAAAUAGCUAAAUGAAAAUGAGUUUAUAUAAAGAAGGAAAACAUAAAACUGUGAUUACAUUUGAUUAUCGAGACGUUGAUGAGCGAAUGUUGCAUAAUUAUUGAGCAAAAGAAGGAAAAAAAAAUUGAAAUUGGAAUUAUUAUUGUCUGAAACUGCUUUUGAUUUUGAGUAUUGGCAAAAAUGUCUAUGAAUGCGACAGAGCAUAAGUAAAUAAAUAUUUAAUUAGCCGAAAUAUUAAACUUCAAAAGAAACAAAUAAGAAAAUGCAAAUUAUAAUUAUCUAAGUUACUUGGGAUUAGCGAAGCCUACUAACCUUAUUUUACAAUGCUAGUUUACCAUUUUAACCAGGCUGAAACUAGAGCUGCGAAGAUACUUUCGAUUUAGUUCACAUUUCCCUGAACAAUUUCCGCAUGUAGUGCACUUUAGUUAAAAAUUAAAGUCUGAGAUUUUACAUUUAUGUAUAUGGUCAAGGUAUACAACUUAAAGCGUAUUCGAGGCGGGAAUCUGAAACCAAAUCGAUUAAUUAAGUUUAUUGAAAUACUUAUUAAAAAUAAAACACACUCUCACUUACACACUCACACAUAUGUAUUUGGCUAUGUAUGUAUGUAAAAAUGAAGAAGAGAAAAGAUCGAAGCUAAAAAAUGGAUUUAAAAGUAUGGAAAGGAAGGAAG
Molecule: messenger RNA, 12869 nt
Organism: Drosophila ananassae
Lineage: Eukaryota; Metazoa; Arthropoda; Insecta; Diptera; Drosophilidae
Gene: chinmo
Product: zinc finger protein chinmo
Exons: 8
Biological process (GO): regulation of transcription by RNA polymerase II
Cellular component (GO): nucleus
Molecular function (GO): protein binding
Source: RefSeq, a predicted model, not a curated record